Anastrepha ludens (Mexican fruit fly) is the source of this 4104-nucleotide messenger RNA. RefSeq lists its product as uncharacterized. The record is from RefSeq and is a predicted model, not a curated record. The transcript is spliced from 3 exons. NCBI's taxonomy places the organism in Eukaryota, Metazoa, Arthropoda, Insecta, Diptera, Tephritidae. Bases 3232 to 3990 code for a protein of 252 amino acids.
UUCUAUUAUUCUUGGUCAAGUGGAGAGAUCUGCUUGAGUUGAAUAAUUGCUAUUUCAGUUUCAACUCGUAGCUGGGUAUAUGUAUACGACGUAUAAGUAACCUGAUUAAUAAUUACAGUUGCGGUAACGUAGAUUUUUUUUAAAUGCGCGACAGUGUGGGCAGAUUUCAAAAGGCGUUUCGGGGGAGCGGCUGUACAGCUGCCAUUUUGAAAUGAAAAUAAAUUUAAAAAAAUUUUUUGUACACUCAAGACCUGUGUUUAUGUAACCCUAAACUUUUUUUUACUAAUUAAAUUAAUACAAGUAUGAAAACAAAAUCCAUGAAAAUUUGAUUUUUACAGUAGAAUCCCCCCUUAAGAGAAAAAAUAGAUAAUAUUAUAAAUAAAUAAAAAUAAAGAAAAAAACAUAGCCAUUUAGCUGAUUUUUUCAUGUAAAGACCAAAAAUGGUGAUAUUUUGAAAUUGGGGGACAUCAGAAUUCGUUUUAGAGGUAUGGUUCCUUCGGCAAAGUUUCUUAUUUUGAUCCCUAUAAUACGAUUUUCAUAGAGCAAUGAGCGAUUUUUAAAUCGACCCGCCCUACUGUACAUGCAAUGCUGUGCCUAUGAAUGUGCGCUGUGCCUAUGAAUGCGCGCUGGAUUUCUUGAGAAAUUUUACCGUAUGUUUUGCUGUGGCGAGGCACAUAUGUACAUACAUACAUCAUAUAUACAUAUAUCCGCAUAUAUACAUACAUAUAUAAAUUCACAAAUUUAAAUUUGUACAUGCAAUGCUGUGCCUAUGAAUGUGCGCUGUGCCUAUGAAUGCGCGCUGGAUUUCUUGAGAAAUUUUACCGUAUGUUUUGCUGUGGCGAGGCACAUACACAUGGUAGAAAAAGUCUGCGUUCACCCACUGUUAUAAAGUAUUAAAAUAAUUUAACGUGUUUAUCUUAAAACUCUCAGUUAUUUCUUUUCACUUAUUUCAAAGAAAAUUAUUCAUAGAGGUUAUGAACAAAAUUUUUUGGAGUUUGAGCUGCGUCGUGUUGAGAUAACGGGAUUGUAGUACAGUUACUUAAAUAGGCUAAGCAGAAAAAGUGUGCGUUCAUUUCGAAUAGUGACGAUUAUUUGCAUGGCAAUUACGUUAAAUUUAAUUUUAAAUCAUUCAUGUAGUUGACGCGGUUAAGAACAAAUCUAAAGAGGGAAAAAUUGAUAUUAGAAAUACAUUUUUUGUUACUAUGGACCAAAGGCGAAAAGAAAUAGAUAUUGGUGAAAGGAAAAUCAUUGUAAGUUUGUGGCAAAAUAGUAAGAGCUAUCGGGAAAUCGCGAAAACUGUUGGGAGGCAAUACUCCUCGGCCCAAAGAGUGAUAAACAACUUCAAGCAAACGAAUUGUUUGGAGUCUAAGCCUCGUUCUGGGCGUCCAAAAAAACUGACGGAAAGAGAAGAACGCAACAUAACUAUUCUUGUGAAUUCUAAUCCACGACUAACAGCAAUCCGAAUUUCAAAAGACAUAGAAGUAAAAUACCAAAAGAAAGUACAUCCAGAUACAGUAAGAAAAAUUCGAAAAAGAAUCGGAUUUCAGGGCAGAGUGGCCCGAAAAAAACCCUUCAUAUCGCGAGUAAAUCGACUUAAGCGGAUGGCUUUCGCCAAGGAAUACGUAAACAAGCCACCUGAGUUUUGGAAUAGUGUGAUUUUUUCAGAUGAGGGCAAGUUUUGCAUUUUCGGGAUAAAAAGUCGUAAAAUUAUUUGGAGGAAAAACGGAACGGCACUUGGAAAGCAAAAUCUGGUACCUACGGUAAAGCAUGGGGGAGGAGGUGCCAUGAUAUGGGGGUGUAUGGCUAGUUCGGGCGUUGGAAAUAUGCAGUUUUUUGAGUCGAUAAUGAACAGACAUGAUUAUCUCGAUAUUUUAAAAACGAAUUUGAGAGAAAGUGCAAUCAAACUGGGACUCGGUGAAAGAUUUGUUUUCCAACAGGACAACGACCCGAAACACACAGCAGAGAUUGUUGGGUUGUGGUUGUUGUAUAAUGUUCCAAAACAACUUCGCAGACCCCCACAAUCACCUGACCUUAACCCCAUUGAGCACUUAUGGGACGUUCUAGAAAAAAAAAAUACGAGAGCGUACAAUAACUAGCAAGGAAAUGCUUAAGAACGCGCUUAAAGAGGAAUGGGAACCCAUAAGUCCAGAAAUAACAGCCAACCUAGUUGGAUCAAUGAAAAGACGCCUCCUAGAAGUCAUAAAAAGCCGGGGAUAUCCAACUAGCUAUUAAUUUUAAAACAAUUCUAUGAUCUUAAGCCUUUUAUUUUAUUAUUAUUGAAGUGAACGCAAACUUUUUCCGUUUACUUUGAAUGGCCUUUUUAAUUUUAUGUGAUCUCAUUUUAAAUUUGAUUUUGUUAUUGGUAGCGAAAUAUGUGUGAUAGUUACGUUUAAGUGAACUUGAUAAAACUCAUUAAAAAAAAAUUCUGAAAUAUUUAUUGUUUUGAACUUUUUCUAAUGCAAAGAACAUUUGCAUAGGUGAACGCAGACUUUUUCUACUAUGUGUAUGUACAUACACACAACAUAUAUACAUAUAUCCGCAUAUAUACAUACAUAUAUAAAUUCACAAAUUUAAAUUUGCUUAUACCAUCCUUCUGUGUGCCUGGUAAUGAAACAUUUGCUAUACAUACAUAUAUAUACGUAUAUCUUUUUUCUUUUUCUUUUUGGUGUCGCUUUUUUGUUUCACUUUUUCUCAAAUCACUCCCAACGAUUCUAAAGAAGUUUUCACUUCAAAAAUAUUUAAAAAAUAAUAAUAAGUGAAGUGACCAUUCCAAAUCAAAAAGUUUACCAUUCUCUACACCGCAAGAUGAAGCAACUACAUCAACAACUAUCGAAAACCCAAUGAGUCUUAUACCCAAGCAUGAUGUUACUGUUUUUGGUGUGUCUACUGAUUUAACUGAUCUUAAUUUACCAACCCAUCUGGAUAUCUUGAGAUAUUAUUGUUACUUAAGCGAACGUGCUAAAACAGAACAAAAAAAGUUUCCCCAUAAAUCAUUCACUAUUCAAGUACAAGAUAUGUUGAUUGGAAUUUGGGAAAAACUUGGUAUGGAAAUAAUGCUGAAAAAAAGUGUAUUUAAUAAAUUGAAUAAAUUGCUCGAGAAGAAACAACACCCAACAAUUUACAGAGAAUGUAAAAUCUCUGGAAACAAUUUCUUACAUUGGAAUAUGUAAAUGCGAUUUGAAGGCAGCUCCUUGUGCAUGCGGCUGGGUUCCCGAACGCCUCAAAGAGUUCAUGCACGAUCAACAUAAUCAGAGAAGACUAACAAUGGAUGCAUUUGUGAUGGAAACUGAAGAGCAAGGAGCAACGUCUAUGUCAUCAAUGCCAACAUACCAAGAUCCCGAUGAUUCAACAUACGCACCGCCACCGGUUCAAGAAGAUAUGGAUAGAAGCACAAGUUCACAAUACACAGAGAGAUACGAUUGUUUUAACUUUGCCUUGGUAUGUGACAGAUUUGGUGUGCCUGACAGAGUAGCAUCAGCAUUGGGAACCGCUCUUUUGCAAGAUUUUAAAAUUAAAGAUAAGCAUGGGAAACCUCUCAUCAUGGAUAAAUCGAAAGUUCGCAGAGAAAAAGAGAAAUGCAGACAAGAAGUGCUUCGCAAACGGUUAGAUCAUACCAAUUUGUUAGCGUUUUCAUUCGAUGGCAGAAAAGAUGAUACUUUAACGAUAGAUAAAAUUGAUGAGAAGUGUCAUACUAGGAUGGUAAAAGAACCUCAUCUUGUUAUUUUGAGAGAACCCAGUUCUGAAUUGAUUGGUUACGUAAGACUGGAACAUGAAACCGCUGAAUACAAAACAGCCAAAUUAAAUGGUUUUUUCAACGAUAAAAAUAUAUCACUGGAUGCAUUAAUUGGAAUAUGCACUGACGGUGAGCCAACAAACACUGGCCCACACGGUGGAAUUAUACGACGUCGAAUUGCUGUUAAAAAGACCAUUGCAUUGGUUCGUUUGCUUUCUACACUUCAACGAACCUCCGUUUUCGUUUCGAACCGGUAAUUCGAAACUUGUGAAACUCUUCCGUGGUGGACGGCUUCCAGAAAAUUGAGUUGCAAAAUAUGCCCCCUGCUCCAGAAAAAAUUGAAUUUUCCACCGAUUCGAAGUACUUAUACG